AUGAAGUACAUCAUCGGCAUUGGCGGCGUAACAAAUGGAGGGAAAACCACCCUCACCAACCGGCUGAUUAAAAUCCUGCCCAACUGCUGCGUUGUACACCAAGAUGACUUUUUCAAGGUGAGCCUGUUUCAGCCCCAAGAUCAGAUUCCAGUUGAAGAUGGCUUUAAGCAGUAUGAUGUCAUUACUGCGCUGGACAUGGACGCCAUGAUGAGCACCAUCUAUGCGUGGCUGGAGAACCCGGUGAAGUUUGAGAAGUCUCAUGGCAUCAAUAACACCCUGGACACGGAGAUACUCCCUAAGUCCGACCAGAAAGAGGAGACUCACAUCCUCAUUGUGGAGGGCUUCCUGCUUUACACGUACCAACCUUUGAUCGACGUGCUGAACCAGCGGUUCUUUAUUUCCAUCCCCUAUGAAGAAUGCAAAAAGAGGAGGUGCUCGAGGAACUACACGGUGCCAGAUCCCCCCGGCCUCUUUGACGGGCACGUCUGGCCCAUGUACUUGAAACACAAGAACAUCAUGGAGACGACAAAUGUUGAUGUUGUGCAGCUAGAUGGAACCAAGUCAAAGGAGCAACUGUUCAACUUUGUCUAUGGGGACAUCAUGAAUAAUAUCCAACAUUCUCUUUAA
Messenger RNA from Nerophis lumbriciformis (worm pipefish), 627 nucleotides. NCBI's taxonomy places the organism in Eukaryota, Metazoa, Chordata, Actinopteri, Syngnathiformes, Syngnathidae. The record is from RefSeq and is a predicted model, not a curated record.